This is a messenger RNA of Cryptomeria japonica (Japanese cedar), 474 nucleotides long. Its product is annotated as ADP-ribosylation factor 1-like. Bases 1 to 474 code for a protein of 157 amino acids. Gene Ontology annotation, biological process: intracellular protein transport; vesicle-mediated transport. Gene Ontology annotation, cellular component: cytoplasm. NCBI's taxonomy places the organism in Eukaryota, Viridiplantae, Streptophyta, Pinopsida, Cupressales, Cupressaceae. Gene Ontology annotation, molecular function: GTPase activity; GTP binding. The record is from RefSeq and is a predicted model, not a curated record. The transcript has 2 exons.
AUGCCACCAAAAGAGAAUGAUGAGAUAAAUAGGAAGGUGCAAGAGUUGCUUGUUAAGGUUUUGAUUAUAGAAAGUUUGAGUCUGUGCGCAAUUAUAGUGGUGUUGGCACCAACGAAGGGUGGAGAUUGCAUAAAUAAACGAGGUAAAUUGAGUGAAAACAUCAGGCCCCUCUGGAAGGAAUACAUUGGGCAUUCCAAGGGCGUUAUUUUUGUUGUAGACAGUGAUGAUAGGGAGCGUAUUAGUGAGGCAAAAGAUGUGUUGCACAAUUUUCUGAAAGAGAAAGAGUUUAGAGAUGCUGCUGUUGCUGUGUUUGCAAAUAAGAAUGAUUUUCCCAAUGCAAUGAGUGUUUUAGAGAUCACAGAGGAGCUUGAAAUGUCUUCUUUAACUCAACGCCAUUGGCAUGUUCAGAGCUCCUGUGCUACUUCUGGUGAUGGUCUCUAUGAAGGCUUGGAUUGGCUUUCUAAUAAUGUGUAG